AUGCUGAGUCUGCUGGUGCUGGCACUGCCCCUCCUGCUGAGCCCAGGCCACGAGGCCCCUGCCUUGAGCCAAGACCUGGAGAGAGUGGGCAUCGUGGGAGGACAAGAGGCCCCUGAAAACAAGUGGCCCUGGCAGGUGAGCCUGAGACUCCUACGAGACGAAUACUGGCAACACUUCUGCGGAGGCUCCCUCAUCCACCCCCAGUGGGUGCUGACCGCCGCACACUGCCUGGGACCGGAAAUCAAAGAUCCCGCAAACCUGAGGGUGCAGCUGCGGGAGCAGCACCUCUAUUACCGGGACAAGCUGCUGCCCAUCAACCGGAUCAUCGUGCACCCCAGCUACUAUGAUAUCGUGGAGGGGUUUGACAUCGCCCUGAUGGAGCUGGAGGAUCCUGUGAAUAUUUCCUGUAAUGUCCAGCCGGUCACUCUGCCCCCUGCUUCGGAGACCUUCCCCCCAGGGACCCCGUGCUGGGUAACAGGCUGGGGUGAUGUGCAUGAGAAAAAACAUCUCCCCCCGCCAUUCCCCCUGAAAGAGGUGAAGGUUCCCAUAGUGGAAAACAGCAAAUGUGACGCGGAAUACCACACUGGCCUGUACACGGGGGACAAUAUCCAGAUUGUCAAGGACAACGUGAUCUGUGCUGGGGACCAGGAGAGUGACUCCUGCCAGGGCGACUCUGGAGGGCCCCUGGUCUGCAAGGUCAACGGCACCUGGAUGCAGGCGGGUGUGGUCAGCUGGGGUGACGGCUGUGCCCGACCCAAUAGGCCCGGCAUCUACACCCGUGUCACCUCCUACCUGCACUGGAUCCACCAGUACGUCCCCAAGGAGCCCUGA
Molecule: messenger RNA, 831 nt
Organism: Pipistrellus nathusii (Nathusius's pipistrelle)
Lineage: Eukaryota; Metazoa; Chordata; Mammalia; Chiroptera; Vespertilionidae
Source: the annotation of a GenBank genome assembly